Rhipicephalus sanguineus (brown dog tick) is the source of this 24253-nucleotide messenger RNA. It is a transcript of the gene Pcif1, whose product is annotated as mRNA (2'-O-methyladenosine-N(6)-)-methyltransferase. Gene Ontology annotation, molecular function: mRNA (2'-O-methyladenosine-N6-)-methyltransferase activity; RNA polymerase II C-terminal domain binding. The coding region runs from base 489 to 2612 and encodes 707 amino acids. NCBI's taxonomy places the organism in Eukaryota, Metazoa, Arthropoda, Arachnida, Ixodida, Ixodidae. Gene Ontology annotation, cellular component: nucleus. The record is from RefSeq and is a predicted model, not a curated record. The transcript has 15 exons.
AGAGGCAAAUGGCGUUGUUGUGGAGCGGUGUUGUUCGUCGUCUUCGUGAAAAUGGCAAUUUGCCGAUUAUUCGCAGCUGAAAGUCACCGUACGACUGUUACAAUAAGUGCACAAGUGUUCUAGCUACGUGUUCGUAGGGCGUGCGUGUGUUUACGUGUCUUUACUGAAAUCCAGCCGCUAAAUGAUUGAGCUAAACACACGUGGAUUUGUGUACAUUCACAUCUUCGUUCAAGUCAGCUCUAAAGUACUUGCCAGGAGCGUUUGUGGCUCUCUGUCAGGCGUCGUAGUGUUUUAAAUAGUCGAGUAAUAGCGAUGGUAGUUAAUAUUACAGGUUCUCGCUUGAAAGGAGCGUUUCGAUUCGCUAAAGAGUGCGAUGUAAAUGUGCUGUUUACCGAGCUGACGCUUCCGCUGAUACUGGAGAACGUACUGGAGAACAUUGUUUCUAACAGCCGUUCAUGCAAGGUGAAGGAAUGACUUGAAGGCCUGACAUGUCUGAUGCUCGUUUCCAAAACCUCUUGUCACGUGAUGAGACACUUCUGGAGAAAAACCACACAGUGAGCGAGAUGCUUAGCAAACCAGCUGCAUCCUGGGAGGAACAGAAGUUUGGUGUGGAAAAUGUCCCAGUGGGGCAGACGACACCAUUCCUGUCACCACCACAGACUGUUGGUCCAGAUCCCGUGCACGACUUGCCGGCCGAGUUGUUGCAGGUGGGAUGGCGGCGCUUCUGGAGCAAGCGUGAAGGCCGGCCUUACUUCUUCAACAAACUCACAAAUGAGUCCCUGUGGGAAAUGCCACGGCUCAGCACACCAGCUCAGUAUGACCCACUGACUGACCCACUGGGAAUCCAAGGACCUCCAACACCUGUGGAUCCAGGCACCCCACCAGGUCCCUCACACCUUCUUCUCCCAUCUCCACCACCGACUUCCAGCCCUGUGCUUUUACCUCGAGCUGACAAACGACGAGCAUCUGAUGAUGCUAAUCCAGCAGCAGCCAAGAAAUUUGUGCUUAGCGGGCCAUUCGACCUGGAAGUGCCGACCAAUGUUGUCAUCUGGGAACGGUCUCCGACACUAAUGCCUCCACCACAUCCCGAUGUGGAAAACUUGCGGUCUACGCUCACCACCCGCUUGCGAAACAACUAUCAUGAAAUGUGUCACUCAAGAGAAGGAAUUGAGUGCCCAAAAGAAUCUUUCAUACGGUGGUUGAUGGAGCGCAAAGUCGUGGACAAGGGUCAUGACCCAUUGCUGCCAAGUGCAUGCCAUCCAGAGGUCUCUCAGUGCAUGUACCGGGAGAUUAUGAACGACAUCCCCAUCAAGCUUGUGCGACCGAAGUUUGCUGGGGACGCUCGCAAACAGCUCUCCAAGUAUGCAGAAGCAGCCAAGAAGAUGAUUGAGUCACGCAAUGCAAGUCCAGAAAGUCGCAAGAUUGUGAAAUGGAAUGUUGAAGAUGCAUUUCACUGGUUGCGAAAAACAUUGAAUGCCACUUAUGAUGACCAUUUGGAACGGCUUGCUCAUCUGAAAAAACAGUGUCAGCCACAUUUAGUCCAGGCAGCUCGUUCUUCAGUGGAAGGAAUAUGUGCCAAAAUAUAUCAUAUGUCUGUCGAAAAUGUGAAGAAGAUACGGGAAAAGCAUUGGACCAUUCUCAACCAGCAUGGCAUCGAAGAAAUCACAAGCCCAUUGCACGUGGCAAACCCCAAAAAAGUGUUCUGCUAUCCAGUCCAGUUUGCCAUCUCAUCACCUCGGUUACCAGCAGUGGAAGUGCUCACUGACAAGGACAGCACCCUUUUGCGCUACAAAGGGGAAGUUGUGCGCAUCAACACACUGUACUUUCAGAAACUCGAGCAACUUUACAGGUGGAACUGCACAGAUGACAGGAAAUUUGAGAACUUCCUUCCACGUGUUUGGUGCAUGCUGAAGAGGUACCAGACAUAUCUGGGACUGUCAUCUAAUGAAGGUCAUGGGACUCAAAAUUCACUGCCUGCACUGGUCAUGGAGUGCUUGCACAAGCAUUUUGGGGUGACCUUUGAGUGCUUUGCGUCACCUCUGAACUGCUACUUCAGGCAGUACUGCUCAGCAUUUCCUGACACUGACAGCUUCUUUGGAUCACGAGGGUCCAUCUUGAAGUUUUUUCCUGUUGCUGGCUCUUUUGAGGUCAACCCACCUUUUUCAGAAGAACUCAUGGAGGCCACUGUGAACCACCUGGAGCGGCUGCUUACAGAAUCACCGGAAUCGCUGUCCUUCAUAGUCUUUUUCCCAGACUUUCGAGAUCCUGUUCCAGUGGCCUUGACCAAGCUUGAGGCCAGCAGGUACAAGCGAGAGCAGCUGUUGAUUCCUGCCUAUGAUCAUGAGUACAGGCAUGGAUUUCAGCACAUCAUGCCCAGGACUGAAGUGAGUGUACGCUCAACUCAUGGGACGCACAUCAUCUUUCUACAAAAUGAUGCUGGCUAUGCCCGGUGGGGUCCAACACCUGAGCGGCUAGAUGCCCUGCGGGAAAGCUACCGACCAGGCCUGGACCGUGAGCGAGAUGUUGUUGCGGAGGUAGUCCCUGUUCCCUCAUUGCCUUCAAAAGAUGCACCACCGAAAGAGUCACCUCUUGGUGCCCCUAAGUUGCUCUAAACACUGGUAAACGUGGCUUUCUUUACCUCUCAUUGAAGGAGAAUUACAACUUUAGACACAUAGUCAAGCGUUUGCCGCCCAAACUUUAAAAUAUGAGCCAUUCGCAGAUACCCAGCUGCAGCUAUACAACAUUUGCACUUCAGCACAGUGCAGUUCUGCCUCCCUGCGCUGGCUUGGCAGUGUCCGGAUAACUUGCAGUGCAUUUUCCAUCACAGCUAGCGUUUUCUUGCACCACUGUUUCUUGGCUUCAUACAACAUCACUUGCUGUCUACUGUUGAUUCCUAACAUAGGAUAUGUAGAGUGAGAAUGUAAAGAGCACUAUUUGUGUGGUGAAUAUUUUCCAAAAUUACUCACUGGGUACGAAAUUUCUUGUUUUACUGUGAAGCAUCAUAACACAUACAAAAAAAAGGUCAGUCUUUAUGCAAGGAGUGGUGUGGAUGCAUUGCUAAUUCUUCCCUUGAUUUUUUUAGACUUUAGCAAUUGACCUUACCUGUACCACUUAUGUUGCACUGAUAGAAAUUUUAUGUAAAAGCAUGCUUUGCUAAAUGGGCCAAUAUACAGUCGAGUCCACUUAUAACAAUGUUGAGGUGCCAUGAAAAUAUCAUUGUUAUAACCGAUUAUUGUUAUAAUUGGGUUAUGCCGAAAAUAACAAAGAAAACGUGACAAACAAGAGCAUUUAAUGAAGGGAACAUGAUAAACAAGAGCACUUAAGGAGGGGGAAGUUGCUUACACUUUUCACUUUUUAGCAGGUAGAAAACCGUAAGAGGCAGCUACGACUGCUUACUGGCCAUCUUAUUGACAUCUUUUUGCAAAGCGUCCAACUGCUGCGCGUGGCCGAGCGGAAGGUUUUUAGCAAACACAAAAUCGCGCAGGGAGUCGAUCAUUUGCAACGCUUCCUGAUGCGACAGAACCUGCAUGGGUUCCGGUUCCUCCUCGUCGUCACUGCUGUCGUCUUUCGCGCCGGUGACCGCUGCGGCAGGUCGCCGCGGCAGGUGAAAGCAGCGGUGGCAUGCGAGGCCAAGUGCGCUAUCGCCUGGCCGCCGCGCGUAUGCUCUCAUGCCCUUUUGCCUAAUAGGCGGCGUUGGGGUGGCGUUGUCGCAGCGUUUUUGCAUUUUUGUUUCGUUCAGGGUUGGUUCCAGUGCCCACAUUUAAUUGUUAUAACCGAUAUUGCACCAUGACAGCAUUGUUAUAAGCAGCUUAUUUUGCCACAGGAUACAAUGAAAAGCUGACGGUGCCGCGGCUGUCCAUUGUUAUAUCGGAUAUAUUGUUAAAACCGAUAUUGUUAUAAGUGGACUCGACUGUAGACAAAACCAAGCCCCUGUAUUGAAUGCUAAGGGAAUCACAGAACAGUUCAUACUGAUAAAACAGUGUAUGAAUAAUGUUUAUGUUAACACCUAUUUCAACCUCUACCAGUCUGCAAUACCUUCCCACUAGUACAUGCGAGAAAGUGUCACUUGUGGUGCAUGAUGUGGAGUAGUAUACUACACCAAUCAUUCACAACCUGAUGGCCAUUGGCUGCAUAGCAUGAUUUAUUUGCAUAAUGUAUAGCCCUCAUAAAUUGAAGAACGAUAACUCAGACUCGCCAUGGUGACCUAGUGGUUAUGGUGCUCGACUGCUGACCGAAAGGUCAUGGGAUUGAAUCCCGGGUGUGGCGGCCACAUUUUCGAUGGAGGUGAAAAUGCCUGUGGCCCGUGUACUUAGAUUUAGGUGCGCGUUAACCCUUCGAGGGUCGAAUUUUUUUUGCAAAAUGCAGUCCAAAAAUGUGUCAUUUUUUUAUUGCUGAAAUAAAUUCUUCGGACGAUUCUAUUUAAGAAAAAAAUACACUCAAGCCUCAUUAUAACAAAGUCACAUCUGCCUCAAAAAUAACUUCGUUAUAUCCGAAAAUUCGUUAUAAAGGUUUAUUUUUAACACUGUAUCUAUUACAAGACUGUUCUUCGUUUACUUCGUUAUAACCGAUAAUUCGUUAUAUCCAUGUUCGUUAUAUCGAGGUUUGAGUGUAUCCAAAAUUUCUUUUCGUUACCGUAAAGUGACAAAAAAAUCAUUUUUGUUGUUACAUACACAGGGUUUAUUCGUCGUAAAAUCAAGCAAAAUCCUAAAAAAAAAAAAACAACUUUAACAGCUUUUUAUAAAUAAAAAUGAUGCAUUGUAUUAAACAUAGCUCACAGGCAUACAAAAAUAAGUGCACCAGAGUACUUUUCCGGUUAAAAAUGUUCAUGCUCUAACACUAAAAACUUUUCAGCGUGUGGUAGUCUUUGAAGCAGGGCUCGCCGUGCACGCUUUUCAGAUGUCGCUCCUUGGUCGUCAUCGGAGUCUGAACUCGUCAAAAAAUCCUCGUCUGACAAACUGAAAUCCAAUGAAUCAGAUUCUGAUUCGGCACUUGGGGAAUAGUCCGCAUCGGAAGAAUCGCUGCUCGACUCACCGGCAGCAGAGCAACCGGCGCGCGCUUCCAUAGAGUAAGCGAACUGCGUCAGUGAGCGCACGGAAAAAACCUCUAUGGUUGUGCACUCGUCCGGAAAGCAAAACGAGUGAAAAAGCUACAGUAAUCCUUUGUCUUAUCACCAACAAGACGUAGUUAGCUUUUCCGAGACCCCAAAACAGGAAACGCAAUCAUGGCGGUGUCGUUUGUGCAAUUUAGCGCCGCACGGAAACAGAUGUAAUCGCGCCCUGGGAGCAAUAAACGAGAGAGUAACAAGCGGUCACCCUUUGAGAGAUUAGGAAACAAACAGUCAUCAGCUUUGCGGGCGCAAGAAGCGAAAACCACCUGAAGGACGAAACCGAAACCUGCCGGACCGCAUGCGCGCAUUCUGAUGCACAAUUGAAAGCCGCCGCGCCACUUUGGAAAGCAAAAAAAAAAAAAAAAAAGGACUAAGAGACAUUGGUGCACGGAGGUGCAUCGGCGCAUUGAAAAAUUUCCACGUAUCCCCAAAGCGUGGCAGCACAUUCCAAGCAAGAGAAAUGAUCGAAGAAGGCGUGCGUUUGAACCCAACCACUCCGCGGAUACGCUCGGUUGCGCAAGCGAUAGCCGGCACGCCGUUUUGUGAAGCAUAAGAAAAGCAACAACGGAGAGACAUCGGCGCAUGAAAAAAAUUCCACGUAUUCCUGAAGCGUGGCAGCACAUGCAAAGCAAGAGAAAUGAUCGAAAAAGGUGCGCACUUUAAACCAGCUGCACCACAAACGUGCUCGGAUGGGCAAGCGAUAGCCGGCGCGCCGUUUUGAGAAGCAAAAAAUAUAUAUAUAUAUAGCGGAGAGACAUCAGCGUAUGAAAAAAAUUCCACGUACACUCAAACCUCAUUAUAACAAAGUCUCAUCUGCCACGAAAAUAACUUCGUUAUAUCCGAAAAUUCGUUAUAAACGUUUAUUUUUAACACUGUAGCUAUGACAAAACUAUUCUUCAUUUACUUCGUUAUAACCGAUAAUUCGUUAUAUCCGUGUUCGUUAUAACGAGGUUUGAGUGUAUUCCCUAAGUGUGGCAGCACAGGCCAAACAAGAGAAAUGAUCGAAAAAGGCGCGUGUUUUAAAAAUAAACACUAUGCCGUACAUGUACGACGAAACCCCUUUGGUACCAGGAAGCUUCUGCUGUACAUGUACGGCGAAAACCCUCAAGGGGUUAAAAAACCCCAGGCAGUCGAAAUUUCUGGAGCCCUCCACUACGGCGUCCCUCAUAAUCGUUUGUGGCUUUGGCACGUUAAACCCCAGCAAUUAUUACGAUAACUUAGGGCUAUGUAGUGCAUGCACUUUUGUUUCCGCUAUCUUCUAUUCGUGCCCCAUCAGCGUAAUAUUGGCUCGUACACUUACAUAAGGGCCAACGUCAUCUUAGUGGUCUGGUUUGUAGCAACAUGACUCAUUAUAACGAGCAAGUGCUCAUACCAGUUUCUAUACUUGAAGUUUUGAUGGUGCAUUUGCAGGCACAAAGGAAACUUAUUUCGUGUAUAAAAAUGAAAAACCUAGGCAAUGCACGUGUGAUGAGAUUAAAAACCUGUUUUAAUGCUAGUCCUUAAUGCUCAUUUACAUCAGCCACAGAGUGCCUCUACAGCAAGCUUCCAUGCAAAGGUUUAUCUCACUUUAAGCAAGUACCAUCUUUUGGAUGGAAGCGCUGAGGAAGUAUUGGCCAUAAGGCCAUGGUGCAGCAUUUUAUUUGAUUGUAUUAGAAUACCGUAUGUUCCUGUGUAAGGGCCACACCCUUAAAGGGCCAGUAAACAACCUCGUGGUCCGAAAUUUCUAAUGGAGAAAUAACUGUGCACUUGUACAAUGUGAACAUGCUGCUGCUAGAACUUUGCGAAUAAGUGCUGUGUUAAAGGGGUCAUGAACCACUUUUCCAAGUAAUGAUCUAAUGACCUCAGUAUCGGAAUUUACUGCUUCCCGAAUCGAUCGCCGCAAAACUUUCUCGAAUCCGUCAAGAAUGAGCGGAGUUACGGGGGUUUGGCGCACGCUCUCAGCGCUUUCUCUCUUUUCUCGUGCCGACGAGCGCACUGGAAGCUAGACAGGGAGGGAUGGCACUGGGGAAAGAAGUUACACCAGCGCGCGUCAUGAAACGCGAUCACUCUCCCGCUGCGAUUCGCAUGCGCGAGUGCGGCUACCGUGUAAAUUUAGCAGACUGAGGAGUGCGGCGCGGGCAAGUGGCGGCACCCCGUGGCAAGAAGCUCAUCUCAUCCGGCUAUCGGCCAGUAAGCAUGCUAUAUCUCUUACGACAUAAACUGGCAGAUCCGCGACGUCAACGUGCAGACGCCCCGCCCACCGACGAGAGUGAGAACCGGCCUCUGUUUGAAAAGAGGGCGCCUGAGGAAACGGCAACUUCGCGCUCCGCUUGUGGCCUUUACGCGGCGCGCACGACUGUAAUAUUUUGCAGAGCAGUUCAUAGCCGUGUCAGCUUUCCGCAGGAUGUGUUUUUUCAACAAGCCUAAGGGGUGCUUCAUGACCCCUUUAAGGAAGUUACAUGGUAUAGGGUGACCCCCGUAGGUUAGUUUCAGUUUCUCACUCGUCCUUCCCACCCUUCUCUCGCAGUGGAGAGGGGUAGACAUAGCCCUUUGUCGUGACUACGCUUACUUCGUCAACGUAACACGACGUCGGCGACUAUGUCAUCGGCACGCAGCCAAUGACCAAGCAAGGUUUCCCCCAUAUGCGCACGUUUCAUAGCGGCAAAGGGAGCAAGCGCAGUGCGAGGAGUAUGAGGCACUGGCGAGGCAUGCACCCUUCCCCUAGCGGUAAAGUAGUGAGACGCCUCUUCAUCUCGGAGGCUUUCAUUCUGGCAAUACCACUUGUCCCGGUAGUCUCGGGCUCUACAAAACGGCAGAGGGCAGCACAGGAAAGUGAAAAUGCGGACUGCAUAGCCGAAACUGCAUCACCGCAGGGCCAAGGCGCCGCUUCAUAGUGCAAAGGACCAAUCGACAAGCUCAGUGGUACGAAAUGUUGCCCAUGGGCAAGAUUUCAUCACUGCACGUACAAGGAGGAUUGGACAAGCGUAGGAAAGAGGUGCGGGAAUUGUUUUUUGAAAUGGAGGGUCUGUGCCGUGUGCAGCGCUGUAAUAUUCGCAAAAUGUGAUCGCCGCGGUUUAGUGUACGAAUUAGCGAGCUUGUUUGGGGGGUGUAAAAAAAAAGGCGGAGCCUGUUUACUGGCCCUUUAAAUUUGAGUUUCAAUAUUUUAGAAAAACGUAUUUCAGAAAAUAUUUGUGCAUAAGCCACACACCUCACCCUUGGCGUGUGCCUUGUCAGCUGCUGCCAAACGGUAUGCGCUGCAAUAUCCAAAUGGUGUGCAGAAGCAUACUGAGCGGCAUAUGGGGCUCGUCUUUGGUCCGUUUGUUGCUUUUACAGUUUCAAUCAAACUCGGAUAUAUCAGAACAGUUGUCACAUCCCUUUGGAAGUCCUAUGCAUAGCACUGUAUUACAUGUACACAGAACUCCCGUUCAUCUCCACAUUCAAUAUAUUGAAUGCUGUUGCGCUUCUGCAAGUGCACUUCUUCCAUGUGGCCGACGAUCAUUUGUGUCAUCGGAAAUAUUCAUGCUGAUGAAACCGUAUUGAUGCAAAUGCAAUAGGCACGAAGUGUUUUGGUAUCACUGUAGAGUUCCCACUGAUAACUGCAAUGACCAGAGCUUCACUGCUUCAUUUCUAUAGGAGGUUAGUGCUGUUUUUGCUCUUUUUCGUUGUAUACUUGCAGCACUUAAUGCUUGAUAUGUUCCCAGUAUUGUCUGAGCAAUGUGGGAUUCUAAAUGUAUCCAAAGGAAAGGAAAUUUAAUGUCGUUAAAAUAAAGCAUAUGCAUGCUAGGACUAGAGGACAUGUCUAAAUUAUCCAGUUUUCUGAAUUAAGGAGUUUUUAACUGCAUAGUAGUAGUAGACAUACCAGCAGUCUUGGAGGCAUUGCACCGUCAAGGGGUACUGGAAACAUAUAUGAAUACCUUAGCCAACAUCUGUAAAGACGCCACAGCUACCUCGCCUCUCAAAAAAAGGGAGGGGGGGGGGGAUUGAGAAAGGAGUCAACCAAGAAGGUACAAUCUCUCGGAUGUUCCCUGUAUGAUUAGAAGAAGUAUUGCAGUGACUAAAUUAGGAAGAAAUUGGUAUAAAGAUUAAUGGAGAAUAUCUCGGCAACUUUUGUAGAUGACAUUGUGCUCACCAUUACUGUUGAAAAAUUGCAAAAAAUCAUUGAGGACCUCCUCAACUAGGAAAGUGUUAAAGUGGGGCUAAAGAUAAAUAUGCAGAAGACAAAGGUAAAGCACAAUAGCCCAGUGAGGGAACAAGGAUUUGAUAUUGGCAUCCAGCCCCUGUAAUCUGUGCAAGAUUAUGCAUAUCUGGGCCAUUUACCGGGAGCGUACUCAUGAAAAAGAAAUCCACUGGAAAAUAAGGAUGGGCUGGUGUGAAUACAGUAGACAUUUCCAAAUCAUCAGCCCCAACCAUUGCAGUCUACUGGUACUAGCAUAGUACGGUGCAAAAACUUGGAGGAUAACAAAGAAACUUGAGAAGAAACUGAGGACCACGCAGCAUGAAAUGGAAUCAAAAGUGGUAGAUGUAACACUAAGAGAUGGGAAGCAAGCAGAGUGGACCAGAGAACAAAUAGGGUAGCCAGUAUUCUAGUUGGCAUUUAUAGAAAGAAAAAUAGAGCGGGUCAGGUCACGUAAUGCAUAGGACAGAGGAGUGACGAAAUGGGUACCGAGGGAUAAGAAGCACAGCCAAGGAUGACAGAAAGACAGGUGGGGUGAUAUGGAAUUAGAAAAUUAGCAAGCAUAAAAUGGAAUCAGUUUGCACAAGACAGGGGGAAUUGGAGAUCUUUGGAAAAAGCUUUCAGCCUGCAGUGUAGGGUGUUGAUAACAAUGAUGAUAAUGAAGUUUGAUGCCGGAAUUUGCCUUGACCUUUUCACUGCAAGCAAACUUUGCUGCUGGGCAUGACACCAUAGACAAUGUUUAUUGUAAGCUUCGCAAGCAAGGGUGCCACUUUGCUUGAGACAUUAUGCACUAUAGAACAGCCUUCAGUAAUCUUGAUCUUGAAUUUCCUUUUGGCAUUUAAAUCCACCUAUGGAAGCCAAUGUCGGAGCUGAAAGCCCAACAUUGAUAUUGCAUGGAAGGUUUUUGCGUCUAUUUUACAUGCACUCUUCUUUAUUGGUCUGUUGCUGUCAGGCUGCCAAACUUCUAGCAGACUUUGUGGCCAGAUGCAUUUGGCAUAUUUUCUUGUCUAAGGGUUGCAUUCAUGUACGAAGUGUACACCUAUGCAUGGGAAAAUAUAUAAAAAAAUAUUUGUGAUAUCAUCCAUUCCCCAUUUUGAAAGGAUUCGUCACUAGUCAGCAUCACACCUCUCAUUAUAUAUCUCCAACUACUGUUAGCUUUAGUAAUGUUCUGUUCACAUUUUCCAUGAUAACUGCUUUGGUUUUAUCAAAUGGCUCUUUUUAAGUUGCUGAGCUGGCUGAUUCUUAUCAUUCUGCUGCUAACACAAUCCUGUAUUUUGUGCCUGGCAUGUAAAGCUUGGCCUUGCUUCUGAGGAUAAAAUCAUUUUUGGAGAAUGGGCUCUUGGUGAACAAGGAUCCACCUGCUCAAAGGCUCGCAGUGUUGUGUUGUAAUUGAGUUGGUGAUCAAAACUAAAAAAAUUCUCUUUCAGUUAUCCUGUACGACUACAUGCACAUCUGUUUUUGAUGUAUGUAUUUACCUACAUACUUUUUAAUUGUGCAAGAUACUCAUAUGCAAAUUUUAGGCAGAAAAAAGGUGUGGCCCUUACACAUGAACUUACAGUACUACUCCCCUUUAGACAAGUCACGGCUUUUAACACAGCGCUAAAGGCAGCAAUGAAAUGCUGAACUGUUUUAUGCAUUUGUGGUGUAAACUUUGGUUGCAUCAAUUUCAAGAGUGCUGAAAGUUAGACUGUUGAUAUGAGUUAAUUUUUUUUAUGUAGUGGAACCAGAGAAAGUAAACAAAAAGAGGAAAGGUGCGCACAGUGUAUACAAGCUCCAUAUUCUCUUGUGCGCACUGUGUCUGCUUUUUGAAUCUGUAAGCAUUUCUGUGCCAGCUCAACAAGAAAACUUUUCGUCCCUCUAUCACGUAAGACAAUCAUCACCAUAAAUAAAUAAAUGAAUAAAACAAAAUAAUUAUUCUUGGCAGGGCUGGGUUUGAACCUGGGCCCCCACGUUCCAAAAGCAAGUGUCUUAAAGUGGCCCUGAAACACUUUUUUCAACUAAUCAUGGAAUGACUUCAUCAAAGGAGUUUAUUGCCUCACGUAUUGACUGCCAUCAAAAUGUUUAGAAUUCGUCAAGCAUGAGCGGAGUUACGGGGAUUUGUCGCACGCUUUAAGCGCUUUCUUUCUCUUUUCGUACCAGUGUGCACGCUGAAACAACCCCAUGGCCUUUUCAUGAAGCUUCUGUUGUACAGGUUUCAUAAAUGCUGUGUGAUAUCAAUGUCUAUCACCACCUUGUGGCCAGGACUUUCAGUUUGUCCACUUUUAUAGCUUUCAUGGUGUCUUUACUAGAUUUUUAGUUUUGUUCGCUGUCUGAAAGCUGCAGUAAUAUAAAAAUGGUAUGUGAAACUUUCACGUGGUAGAUUAUUUUCAUUUACUUUUAGUCUGUCCUUGCUCAGUGAAACAGACAAAAAUUAUUUUCAUUCAAGUGCCCACUUCUGUGCUACUUGCAUACACAGCACUGACUGCAAGAGCAGUAUAUGUGACACUCUCCUUAGUAUGUUAAUCUGUCUGUCCACUAAUUUAAUCUGUUUGUCUAGGAUUGGACAGACAAAGCUUCUCUUGGCAGUCAUUAGAAGGUGCAAAUGGAUUGAGCUGAUGGCAUUUCAUACAUCUCUCUAUCACAUUAGAGUCCACCGACGCCAGGUUUAUUUCUUUUUUUCAUGAGGGCACAGUGAAAUGGCUGAGAGAGAUGACGGAAGGUUAACCACAUCUCAUUAUCCAGUUUGCUGCCUUGUGCUGUGCUAUGGGGUGGGUAGAACAAGUACAAGACUAUCAGGGAGUUCACAACACAUGUGUAAAAAAAAAUACACCAAAGCGUGUUGUUAUGUUAACCAAGGCAGUUGGCCAAAGUGAGCAGAACAUCUUCUGUUCUGGCAAUCGGUGAGACCAUUUUUAGAUUUUAUGAGCAUGGAAUGAUAGUUUGUGGAGCACUCCUUUACACAAGGGAUACCAGCACUGCAUUUAUGUAUGUAUACAGUACAUACAUCGCACUUUGAGCAAACGUGGCGUGCUGGUUGUUAACUAGCACACUGAAGACUUCCCUUAGUGACCAUAGUACAGAUAUGGCUUGAUAAUCUGUAAGUAGGUGUAGGUGUGUCAGUAGGCGUGUCAGUAGGUGUAGUGCAUGUUAGAGCAGGAACAGCACACUUCUGUUCUGCAUAUAUGGUCAUGUCAGAGAAGUACUUUGGUAGAUUGCAAAUGGCAGGAAUAAGGUUCGUUGCACAAGCUAUGGUUAAGCACGAUGCUUGUAAAGGAUACCACUAACUUGGGUGUGCUAGGCAGCAGAACGUACAGGCUAGAGAUCAAAAAGGAGGAGUGUGGCCAUAUGUUCCAAAAAGUGUGUGUGCCCAGAAAGGAAAGGUGAUACUGGCCAUGCUGCAAAUGAGUAUUGUUGGAUGAGCCAUAUAUACUGAUGUUGCUGUAAAAGUGGUGCUUUUAUUUGCUUGACCAAGUCUUUUAUAACAGGGAGAACAACAUGAACACGGUUGUUUUUAAUGUUUCUCUUGCUUUUAUGGUUUAGCAAGCAAGGCACAGCAACACAUAUAAAACAUUCAAAAUGACCUGAUAAUGAUAUGUUACUUGGCAGGAGAUGUUACCUUGAGAGGGGAAAAAAAGCAAUUGAUGCAAUUGAAGUUGAUGCAAGCACUUUUUCAUCACAGUGAGAUGUUUCUGGAAGCAAAAGGUUUCAUUCACGAGUAAAGGAAUGCCGUUAAAUCAUACAUUGCUGAGGCAGUUCUGAAUAAUAGAAUAUAUUUCUUUUAUUAUAAUAAAAGUUGGUGUUUCUGAAACCGUUGACUGACUUUAUUAGUGGAUUUAUUCUAGAUAAAAAUAAGUAAAAAUUAAGCAGUGUUAUUAGUGUCCUUCCUCACAUCAGCCCCAUUUUUCUUCAUCUAUGUGAAAUUGGGAUCAGCACUUCAUUUUGUUCCUGUAUGAGCCAUUUGUUCAUAGCAGAGUGAUUAAAGGGCCCCUCAAGGGCGGGGCAUUGCAAGUGGACAGAUACAUUUUUUGCCUAGAUGACACGACACUGACAGUUGUAACUUUGAAGUAUCAAACUGCUGAUUGGCACAAGAACAGCUGGAAUUUCACACUAAAGCUCAUGCAUUCUUCCUCGAGAGAGAGAGCCGGGCAGCCAAGGUCAUUUGUGCAAAGACCUGUAUAUCAGGUGAACUGCCUGCAACGUCACCAUGGCACAUGGCUUUGGUAAAUCAUCUAAUGCAGAAUUCACGAGACCACCAGUGAAAGCAUGCUCCGCUGCAAAAAGAAAAAAAAAGCAGGUGGGGCUCAUUGGGCUCAUUACAUAAGUGGGAUGUGGUCCCUCAACUUUGGUGUUGGAAGAAGAAGGAAAAGCUUCCGUACUCAAGGUAAAGGGAGAGCUGCCUCCUGGCAGUGUGGUGAUGUAGUAAAACACUCCCUGGAGUGCACUUUACAACUCUCACUAUAUAACCACUAUUGCUAACGAGGUCUGGUGAGGGGCCCUUUAAAGGAGUCAUGAACCGCUUUUCCAAGUAAUGAUCUAAUGACCUCAGUAUUGGAGUUUACUGCCUCCGGAUUCGAUUUCCGCAAAAAUUUCUCGAAUCCGUCGAGAACAAGCGGAGUUACGGGGCUUUGGUGCACGCUCUCAGUGCUUUCUCUCUUUUCUCGUCCCAACGAGCGCACUGCAAGCUACACAGGGAGAGAUGGCACAGGGGAAAGAAGUUACGUCAGUGCGUGUCGUGAAACGCGAUCGCUCUCCCACUGAUUCACGUGCGCGAGUGUGGCUACCGUGUAAAGUUAGCAGACUGAGGAGUGUGGCGCCGAUAAGUGGUGGCACCCAGUGGCAAGAAGCGCAUCUGAUCUGAACGCCGCUCUCGAUUUAUGUCGGCUAUCGGCCAAUGAGGAUGCUAUGUCUUUUGCGACGCGGAGAAGCAGAUUAGCGAUGUCAACCGGCAGGCGCUCACCGACGAGAGUGAGAACUGGCCUCUGUUUGUAAAGAGGGCGCCUGAGAAAACAGCAACUUCGCGCUCCGCUUGCAGCCUUUACGCGCAGCGCACGACUGCAAUAUUUGGCUGAGCAGUUUAUAGCCGUGUCAGCUUUCCGCAGGAUGUGUUUUUUCAACAAGCCCAAGGGGUGCUUCAUGACCCCUUUAAACAAUCGUGACGAGCAGAGCAUGCGCUUUGAAUGCAUGGAAGGGGUUUCUGGAUAUGGCUGGGAAUUGCCACAAUCGAUAGAGAGAGAGAGAGAGAAAUUUAACUAAGUUUUGAGCUCCGCACAUGCACCGUGGUAGCCACUGAACUUGGCGAACAGGUGCAUGGCCAGGUGCUUUCACAUCUGGCCAUGUCUGUAUACUGUGUUCUAAAAGCACUUUUAUGAAAUUUCAGCAGGCUCCUUUAACUAUACCAUGUCGCCCUAGAACCAUGUGAUUGAAAUGACAUGUAAUUAAGAACCUUUGCACACUUACGUAAAUCUAAGAAACUCUCUUACAUCAAAGGCAGACAUGCCUCGUAAUAGAGCACCCGUACCCCUCAGAGCUGCCAGGGCUUGCCACAGGGGCAUAGCCAGAAAUUUUUUUCGGGGGUGGAGGGGGGUUCAACCAUACUUUAUGUAUGUUCGUGCGUGCAUUUGUAUGUGCGCGUGUAUAUAUACGCAAGCAAAACUGAAAAAUUUCGGGGGGGGGGGGGGGGGUUGAACCCCCCCAAUCCCCCCCUGGCUACGCCCCUGGCUUGCCACUACUUGAAAGCUACCAAAGACCGAGAACUAACAUUCAAUUCCUUAGCUAUACCUCAGCCUUUUAUGUGCUGCAAUAUAUGUGAUCUUUGCAGAGAGACUUGUGUUUUUCUUUUAAAGGGACCCUGAGACACAUUUCAACAUACUUAGAAAAUGUCGCCGGUCUGUAGACAGGCUUAUGUGAACAUUCGAUCCUAAUAAUGUUGCACUGCAUGCUGCGGGGAAUUUAUAAUCUCAUGUCAAAAACAACCAAAGAUCACUUGCUCUCUCCUUGUCUGCAGUGUUAUCAUUAGCUAGUAUGCAGAAAACAGGCACAAGUGGCCCAAUAGGUGUUAGAAGAUUUUGUGAUCACAAGAGCAUUCUCAGUAAUGCUAUUAUUGUUGAUUGGGAGUUAAAUAGUAUACAUGUCUGCAAUCUCAAGAAGACCAAAAAAAGUAUUUCAUCUUUGUACUUCUGAUCUCAGUUGACAGUCUGGUUAGUUUUUCGUUUAAUCCUUCACCCGACACAUUACAUGCGGGCUCUUUUAAACACUACGGGCAUGACUCAGUCACUUCUCGCAUACUAAGUUCACUAUGAGAGGACUCACCUAUGCAUAUUGUUGCCUUCCAGAGCACAGGUGCACUUGCCACACCUCGCGAUCUAGAUGCCUUGGCAGAUGUCGCUUCGUAUUUAGUGAACUUAUAAUAGUACCCAAAAAUGUGCACGCUGGAUUUGGCUACUAUUCGUCAGUCAGCUGGUGCAGGGUAAAGCUGGUUUACAUCACGUACUCAUGUAGCUCGACCAGACUAGAGUACACAAGCACUCCUGCUCUUUCAAUUAGGAUUGAACCUUUCUAUGGUGAUAUGCAACCUCCAACAUGCAACCUUUCUUAUUCCUAGCUCAGCUUCAGUAGCUGUUUCAAGAGUACAAGGCCCAAGGCAGUUGUGUAUUGACUGAACUAUGGACAACCAUGGCAUGUAUCACCACAUAACUGGUGUAUACCAGCAAUACAUCAACUCUGUCUUGUUACAAUCAUGUCAGCCCUACUGCUAAUUCAUUUGUUUGGUACACAGAGCUGGGUAACGUUUUUCAUCACGUUAGAAAUCGGAAUGUGCAUCCUGGUUCCCCCGUUGCUUGUUCAUAGAAAAUUUGGCUCAGUUGCUGGAGAUUUUGCGUGUGCGAAAUGCUUGCCACCCAUGCACCACAUAUCAUCAUUGAGUUUUUGUUGUCUUUCACCAUGCCUUCAUUAACAUUCUGGCCCUAGCCCAACACAAAAUUUUACCUUUGUUUUUGUUUACUGCAGUGGGAGGUAUUGAACAGCUCAUCGUUGUAUGGAACCUCGCUUGCUCCCUCCAGCUCACAAGUCAUUAAUUUCAUCCUUCUUUAGUACCAGUCCAGAUUUCAAUUUUAAACUCUGAAAAAAAAAAAGAUAUCAAUUAUGCCACCGGCCCCAGGUGGCUGUCAUGCGUGAUCAUGUGUUGUCUCAAACUACAAAAACACAUGAAACGGUGUGUUGUGCAGCAGAAGGCUGAGUGCAUAUGCAUCCCACCAAGUAAUCUUAUGUCCUGUUCCACCAAACCAGUUCCUCCCUCUUUUUUUCCCUACAUUUAGCUUCUUCUCAUUCCAUGUGUGAUAAGACAUUUGAAGUGAUGGUGCAGGUUCAUCAAAAGGUUGGCUUUUUGGCGAAGUUGGAAGAGAGAAAGAGAAGAGGCAGAGAGGUCAGUCUGUGGCACAUUCCUCAUAGCUAAAUACUCCAUAAUGAGCGAAGGGGAAAAUAAACUGGUCUACUCAGCCUCGAGUCCAUGCCCGUAUAUUUUAAAAAUUGGCUAAGGCCUGGAUGACCUGAAAAAUAAAUUUACAAUCGCGUAAAAGGCCCAUUAGUAUGCAGUCCUCUGACAGCUGUUCAGUUAGCCGGCUGCCAUGUGUUUCCACAUCUCAACAUUUCAGGGCAUAUACUGAACAUAAUCAAGACUGACCAUGCAUUUACAGGUUACCUUCAAGCAUUUUGAUGUAUAUGCAUCAGGGUGCUGAAGUUUAAAAUCAUCCACCUGCUCAUAUUAAAACAAAAUAUCUUUUUUAACUUUUUUCUGCCGUUAAUGCUUCAUUAUGGUUAUUCAUGUGUACUUGUAUUGUAAAUGGCAGGUUUAGGGGUAUAUAAACUUUUUUCAGUAACUUUUGUCAAUGCUGCUUUAAAGGACCAUUAAACAAUAUCAAGGGCCAAAAUUUGUUAUGAAGAAAUAACUUCGCACUUGUGCGUCAUAACAUGCUGCCACGAGAAUUACCCUUUCGUGUCCACUUCAGCUGGUACCGGUUUCUCGCUCGGCCUUGCUCGGCCUCUGCCAUGAAGAGGGGUAGGCGUAGCCUGUCGUUGUGACUACGCUCCUUUUGGAAUGUAGACUUUGCAUCAUUGCCGCACAGCCAAUGACUGAGCAAGUCUUCCUCCACAUGUUGCUUCGGUCGGUUACCUACAGGUGGCGUGAUACUGAACCGCGGGGUGAGGCACUGACGAGGUAAACUAACAGACCAUGCGUGCAACAACUGCGCGGCCAAAACCGCAUCUGUAAAGCAGUUGCUAGAAGCUGCGCUUUAAUCGUAUAAAAAGACUGGAUGAAUUUUUUCAUCUUGGAAGCCAACUGUGUCUGGUAGGCUGUGUUGUCUAAAUCAUUGCAGAGAACUAAAAGUGGUGCUCUUUGCAUUCUCACUCAUUUUUUUACACACUGUUGUACGGUUAUGAUGACUGUUGCAAAGCCCUGGUAUCAAAAUUUUUAUUGUGUAGGAGACAAAAGUAAUAUAAAACAACUCAAAAUAACAGCAGGUGAUGUUAAUGUUGCCAUUUGGUUACCACUAGUGGCGCCUAAAAUGCUGUUUAUGUUGAGUGUAUUCUGCUAUGUGUUGUAUUGCUAAUACUUAAAUGUUACCCUUGGUGUCCUUUGCAUAACCUCUUUAGUAUAUAUAAGUGAUACAUGGUAUGCACUAGCUAUGUUGACUUGACCAAUUGGGUAAUUAGUGUGGAAAGGCGUGAAAGUGACAUUCUCCUUGCCUGUUUUAUUUUGUCUGAAUACAUCAGGCUAAAUGCAAGCUGUACAGACUACACAUAUAAGUUGCUUCAUAUUUUUAUGCUGUGCGAACCAUUUCAGUAAAGCAUCAAUGUAUAGAUUCAUUCAAAGCAUCACAUUGCAUUUUCCUGGUGUCUGUGUGUGUGUGUGUGUGUGUGUGUGGGGCCGAUGGUAUGUAUUUUAGUGCAAUUUUUAGCUUAUUUUUAUUUUUAUUUAUGCAUGCUCUGUUUUUAUGAUGGGUUUUUAACUUUUUAUUUAGGUUUUGAAUGUGGCUUUUGUGUCUUUAAAAUUGUCGACGCUCUUGUCAGCAAAGUAUAGGCUGGCCACCUUCAUGUACAUUCUCAACCUGAAUCACAGUGGAUGAGUGGGUGCCAAAUUCAGUGUUCUUUCAGCAUUACUGUUUUGUGGCACAUAUUCACAGUGUAUUCAUCUUUUUUUUUUUCUCUGUCUAUUAAUUACAGUCGCCGACCGAUAAAUCGGACACCGAUAAUUCGGACAUGCUCGGUAAUUCGGACAGUCAUGCGGCACCGCCGAUGAUCCCAUAGUAGUAAUGUGUAAAGACGACCGAUAUUUCGGACAGCUGCUAGAUCUACAUUCGAUAAUCCGGACCUGUCCGAGACUGUCGCGCACGUCGAAUUGCCAGCCAUUAUCUCCUCCGGCACCCAUACCAUACAAAGUAUGGCCUCAGAGAUCAAAAUGAGAGCUAGAUUGUGAUCUAUGGGGCUUUAUUUCGAUCGCUAUUUAUGCCUCAGAGAUUUGUAAUUGAAAAUGCUAAUCUUGGAGGCAUUGAUCAACUGUGGAAAAUCGUAUCGACAUCGCGAACAUCCUACAUUCCGGUUCGCGUAUCCCCGCGCUGCACUGCUUUUGCUGCUGUCGCCACCAUUCUGUCGAAUGUGUCUGUGGUAAAGCAUUUUGCUAAGGCAGUGACUACGAUGAUAGUACUGCACUGAUGGGCCCCAUCAGUGCAGUGGUGUCGUAAGAUGAGUGUUGUAGAACUCUGGGACGAAGCGCCUCCGGGCGCUGCGUCUCCUCCCAUCUGACAACAGCACUAUAUCGUAACACUGAGGGGGCCCGUCAGCGUAGUGUAAUCGGAAUAGUGACGGGGCCCGUCACCGUAUUACACUACAGUGACGGGCCUCGUCUCGAGCCCUCGCUGUUCUUUCGUUAUUGUACAGCGAUCACAUCACACUGGCGCAGAUACAGGCGGACUUUGACGCACGUGAGUGGAAGUGCAUGCUGCAACUCAUUGACAACUUUUUUCGACCACCGGGACACUGCAGUGUCAAUAAAAGUAUAUAUUUUCUGACGCAUUCAUUUUUUUGGACAUUUGAUAAUUUGGACCUAUUUACGUUCCCCAUGGAGUCCGAAUUAUUGGUCGUCGACUGUAUUUUACUACACAGAAAGCUACUUUGUUAUAUAAUAAAAGUAAUAAAUGAAGUAAUAACAAUGAGCAAGAGAUGUUCAAAACAGCUUCACAGUACCGAUAAAGUUGGUAAUAGUUCACAGAAUAUCUGCCAUGGUAGCCCAGUGUCUAUGGUGUUGCACUGCUGUGCUUGAGGUUAUGAGUUUUAUCCUGGCCAUGGCAGGCUCAUUUGAGUGGUUAAGUGCAAAGAUACUUUCAUUUAGGCACAUGUUAAAUAAACCCCGGUGGUAAAGAUUAAUCCAGUCUCUCACACUCAUGUGCCUCAUAGUCAGAUCAUGAUUUUGGCACUUAAAACCCCAGAAUUUCCUUUUAAUUUUUCAGUUCACAGAAUAUCAUUUUGAUGUAUACAAAGAGCUGAAUGCAUAUACUAGAGCUCAGCAGCUCAACAUGUGUUCAACAUGUGUCAUCAUGUUGAAAGAAGGUCUUUACAUGUGUCAUGUUUCUACGUCAAUGUCAACUUUUUGGCAUGUCUUGUUUGUUACUCAAAAUAAGUUCUCUGCAGACAUUGGGUGCUUGUAAUAUUGGCUGUGCUGCAGUUACGCUGGCAUGCAUCAUUGCAGGAAGGCUUUUGCAGUGGAGAAAGCCACUUACUGAGUAAGUAACUAGCACCACUAAGUAAAUAGCAAUCUUUGCAUAUUUAGCGCAAUUAUAAAUGUGUCGAUAUGUGCAUGGGACUAAAAAAAUAUUGUGGAAUAAUCAAUCUAUUUCCUCUUAAAGAAAGUACAGAAGUUUGAUUAUUGGGAUCAGCACUCCUAGCAUCAUUAAACAGCUUCAAAACCAUAGCAUUUUUGUAUAUAGCAGAACUGCUCAUAGUUCUGGCAAUUCUUUAUGCUUGUUUUCUUUUUGUUCCUUAUUUUUAAUUGUGAAAUUUCUUGAUCUCAGGCAAUGCUCAUGGACAGAAUAAUUGGUCAGUCUGUUACUGGACCAGUUUGAGUUUCCUAAUACGAAAAGGCAGUUAGACCUAUAUUUACACGAGCAUAUGCCAACCUGCGUCUGUGUCAACUACUCCCUUUCAAAUCAUUGCAUACAGAAACUGGCUCACAUUUUAGUCGAUUGAAAUCAACCUAUGUGAAGAAUCUUAUUUUGGAACAAGAGUUUUACUCAUACACACACAGGGCGUUUCAAGAAACGUGGCCAAAAAGCCUUGAAAGUAAGGGAGAUGGAAUAUUUGCUCGCUGUCUUCAUAACUACUUUUUUUUUGUUGUGGCAGCCAUCUUAAGAUGACUAGAGACACUAUUUAUGACAGUAAUUAAAUUAAGUUAAUUAUUUUUAAUUAGUGAAGACAAGCAGUUGGCUCAAACAUGAGAGUUGAAGGCCUUCUUGCAAAGAGCCCAUUGCCCCUGUGAGGUUUUCGAAAAAGGGCCUCUGGUAGUUAUUGCGGAGGAAUAAAACUCAACCUAACUCAUCGGCAAAACCACAACCACAGCGCAGAUGAGCGCAACUAGCAAAGGACCAGGAUGACGUCACUGUUCACGACAACAAUUGCAGUGGUCUUAGUUCUUCUGCAUUCAUCAACCUACGUGCGCCAUGCAUGCUAGAAUCGCAAGCAAAGCCCUCACACUCGCGUAGCAAAGUAGAUCAAUGGUUGAUAUGACGACUCUCGCUCAUUUGGACGUCCCUGAAGAGUAUGCCAGCAGCGCUGUUCUGCAUUUUGAUUUCGGUUUCACCAGCGAAAUUCGUCAGAUUUUAUCCCUCUGCAAUUUUUUUGACAGCAGUUACUUUUUGGAAAUCUCAAAGCGGCAGUGGGCUUUUAGAAGGAAGUGCUCCAAUUCUCUCAUUUGAGCCAACCACCUGUUCCCACUAAUUAAAAAGUUAAUUUAUUUCUUUAAUUACUAUCAAUAUUGAUGUCUCUAGUCGUGUUAAGAUGUCUGCCGUCACAGAAAAGUAAUUGUGAAGGCAGCAAGCAAAUAUUGCAUUUCCCUUAUUUUUUACGAUUUUCGAACACAAUUCAUGAAAAACCCUGUUUAGUUAAGUAUUGGGAGCGUGCAACACCUAAAAGAGGCAGUGCUGCCAUCGAAUGCAUGAGCAAACCCACUGUGCAGCCUUUCCCAUCACGCCUCCUACAUUUGCGUGUAUUUGCCUGCAUCAUCUUACAUAGUUGUAAAAAAAGCCAGUGUUGGUGUUUGUGCAGUGAAGACUUCUUCGAUGUCUCAAGUGUUGACAAAGGGGCUAAAACUGCAGCAGAUGUCUCAAGUGUUGACAAAGGGGCUAAAACUGCAGCAGAGUGGCCACAUUAUAGUUGUACAGGAGAAACGAGAGCCAGUGUCCUGAAAAGAUGGUGCUUGUGACAAAAAAAAUAUGGACAUGGAAGUUUACGCUGUCAUGAUACUGACUUCUAAGCAUCAUGCUCCAUUUGUUUAAGGUGAACUAAAAGCAUAUUUCUCGCUGUGUGGAUUCAUGAUCCCAGAAACUGAACUGAUUUCGACAUUCACAGAUGGUAACGAACUAGCAUGCAUGUAAUGCACAUAGCACUCAGUUACACCAUGUCUACAAGACUUUAUGCUAUGCUAUAACUUGUGAACGUGCAUCAGAGGCCAUUUUAUGCCAUAAUAUAAACCGCAACAGCUGGUUGCACAGGCAACCUUGAAAACAAGGGAGAAACAUUGUACAGGUUCACUAAAUUGUUUGCAUUUGACAGUUAUCUCACGGUAGUAUUUUGAGCUGUUAGAAAAGAGGUGUUAGCUCACUAAUGGUGCACUAAAUGAACUAAUUACAAUGAGGCAAGCUGUGAUCACGUUGAAAGGGCACAUGUGCAGGCAUGAUAAUGUCAACAAGCAUGCACUUCAUGCAGUGCACACUUGGUAACCACUUCUCUAGCUCCUUACAGAGGAACAGUUGUGUUGACAAAUGAAGAAAAAGAAAAUAAUAAUGAAUAAAAUAUUUUUCCCGGUAGACAGUUAAAAGUAAUUGCUGGAAUGACCAACAAUGCAACAUCUCAUGCAUGACAUUAUGAAUUUGUGAUGUAAGCCUGCACAGUGCUUAAUUGCACAUCCUCUGCAACAAAAAAUUUAUUACAAUGCUUUCAUUCCACCCUGGGGAAUGGCACUAGCAUUGUACCACAUGCUUCCCAUACUUUUGUGUAAAGGAUCAUGCUUUCCAUAUCAGCUGGGGUUGAUGCAUAAAUUAAUCAGAUUAUGUUGACUAGAACGCAAAAGCAUUUGUUUGGUGAAUCUACUUGGCUUGUGUGGCUAGUGCCUCUGAGGCUUUGCAGCAUAACUACUACAUCUUUAAUGGAUGUGAAGUGCAAAUAAACUAUGUUUUAUGCCUGUGUCUACCUUUUCAUAUUGUCAUUCUGCUUCUGCAUAAAACAUUGUUUGCUAUGGAAUACUACCAACUCGCCCAAACUGGUACCCCGCAUGUUGGGGUUUGAUUCUACGGUACUGAAGAGCAACAGCCCUUAGAAUGAAUUUCAAGUUUUCUUUGCUGCAGAAUCUUUUUUAUUAGCAUCGCCUUGAAGCAUAAAAUGGGACUGAUCUCUUUGAUAGGUUGCAUAGUAGCUUAUCGAGUUUGGUCAAGGUGUAGAUGCUUUAAUAUUGUGGCCCUUGAUGUCUUGCAUUGUGAAUAUUAUCAGUUCAUUUACCUAUGUUUCUCUGUGCACUUACAAAGUAUAGAGUGUUACAAGGUGUUCUUUUUGUUGUUGUUUUUUUGUUAAUCUGGUGAAAGUAGCAAUGUCACCUUUAAAUGUGAUGACUUUGAUGCUACUCCACAAGCUCUGUGUUUUAUUUAUUUUGAGCUAUUGCAAACGCACAAAGUUGUAUUGUGAAACAUUUGAGCCAGCUUCAUAGAGCAGCUUGCAGUAUACAGUCUGCAGUGACAAGUAACAGUUAUUGCAAUGUAGUCCACUGUUAGACUGAACUCAUAAGAACGGAGCAUGUGCAAAAUUUUCUCUGCCAAAUCUGGAAGUACCUGGCUUUGCAGCAGGCAUAUGCGGCAUCGGUUUAUUUUUGUGCACCUUUGCUGUACAUCCGCACUGGCUCUGCGAACAGCUGGAGUACACCUACGUGUUUCAUGUGCACUGGCAUGUUCCCUUUAGCAGUGGAUUGCACUGUAUGUUAAAAAAAAUAAAAAACAUAAUUGAAUAUCCUUUCUUUUAAGUUCCGUUACAUUUCAAGAAGGUAGCCCAUAAUCAGUGGUGUAUGUUGUGCAGGCUGUCCUAGCUUUAACCUACACUGUGUUUUAGCCUUAGCUGAAAUCAGUGAACAGGCACACAUUUAUGUAAUAUAUAUAUAGUUUCAUGUCUCAUUCCUCCUCCACCCUCAUGAUGUAGCUCAUUCAACUUUAUCAUAAUCCAUUUGUAUGUACAGCACUAAGGCUUGUUCAUCUCUUUGCUAAGCAAAGGAUUUCAUACUUAAACACUCUUUUGUGAAAAUGUUCUGCCACACACUGUGGCAUGCGCUAAGCUGUACCAUUGAUGUUGGACCCGGUCAACCGAGCAGUAGGAUAGUAAACUUGAAUGCAAGAACCAUAAAACUCAUCUGCUUUUGUCGUGAGCGUUGCACCGCAUUCAUUGUGCCAUAGCUUCUAGCAUGUUAUCAUGCGUGCUGCUAUGUUUUUGCACAUGGGGUAGUGGUUGUACAUACUGUAAAUAUUGCAAUGCUUCAGAAUUACUCAUGGGGACGCCCUUUUGAUACAUUGUGGCAUGAUGCUAAAUGGCCCUUAACUCGGCAUUUUGUGUCACUUGUAUUUUUUGUGCCGUAUUUGCUGUGUGUUCUGUUGACAAUUGGCAUCUGGUUUUUCAAUUUUGUAUUCAUUGUGGUGAUGUGUUGUGAUCACAUUGUGUUUCAUUUUAUGACAUGGAAGCCACUGAGGAAAUAAAAUUCCUGAAUCUGCCCA